Molecule: messenger RNA, 1500 nt
Organism: Acaulospora colombiana
Lineage: Eukaryota; Fungi; Glomeromycota; Glomeromycetes; Diversisporales; Acaulosporaceae
Source: the annotation of a GenBank genome assembly
CCCUUCACCAUUGGGGUCGCGCGAACGUCUACAGUACUGCCGUUAGUCUUGAUGGACCCGGCAAAAAAGCGUUCAGCUUCUCAAGCAAAUCUGGCAUUUGCCAAUCGUCCAACCAAGCGUAGACAAGCUCCCCGUCAGCCAUCUUCGCAACCCUUUUCUCUCAGUAUAUUAUCGCUACCGAGUCAAGCACGCGUUUUGGACCUCGCCGGUAGUGCAUUCGCUUACAUGUCGAAAGCUUUGAAUGCAGAACCUACUCCUAUUAAUCGUGAAGAUGGUGUCGACGUUGAUAUUCCCGGAAGCUUCCCAGCGAGGAACCCAUCAGCAUUGGCAAACGGCGAGGCCAGCCCAGAAAAGAAAGAAGAGAGUGGAGGUGAAGAUGAAGAAGGUGACGAUCAGGAUGAGAGCUUGACGUACCAACGCGAAAUGUCUGAAGUUUUAACGCAAACACAUGACUCUUCGGAUGGUUCUCCUGUACCGGAUACUCCCCUUCAGUCUAAAGCGGGAUCUUCGUCUCCAAUGAGAGAUAUGUCUGUUUAUGGGACCACUUUUGCAUCGGAACGAUCCACGCCACUCUCCACCUCACCCCGAAAAGGUGCAAUAAGGAAGCCGGUCCUCAAAGUCGGGUUCAGGCAUCAUGCCCAUCCUCUUAAAAAGCAGCAUGAACUAGAGCAAAGGAUGAAACACACGAAAGAGCUCUUUUUACUGAAGCGAGCCCGCGGGUACUCCCAAGAUUUAUCGACAUUUCGAGGCGAGUUGUCGGCCGUGAUUAAUCCUGGCAUUAUUUCUCACGAUUGUGUAGGCUAUAUGAGCUAUCGCGAACACUUGGAAGCAUUCCUGGCGGCUACAGAUAAAAAGUUAAUACCUAGAUUCUCUACAAGCGAGCUGCUUGCUAAACGAAAUAAAGAACGGGAUGAGGAAAUUGAACGACGAUUACGACCUAAGCUACCGGACUUUUUACCUCCCGAGGAUGAGCAAAAGGUCAAACAGUCACUUACAAAUAAAUCGUUCCUCGCCAAAGUGGCAAGAGAACAAGUGACGGCUCAGGAUCUCUCCAGACUAAGACCCGGACAAUGGCUCAAUGACGAGAUUAUCAAUUUAUACGGCGCCAUGAUCUCUGAACGAGCGGCAAAGUUUGAAGAAGCACAGUCCCAAAAGCAAGCAUUUAGCGAGGGUACUGGCGUUAAUGGGUAUGGCCAUUCACCCAACGGAAAGGGUAAAUCCAAGGCCAGCAAUGGCUUAGAAGGCAUCGGCGAACCUUGGAAGGUGCAUGUAUUCAACACAUACUUUAUGUCAAAGUUGCAAGAGAUGGGCUAUGAAAAGUCUAGGCUCAAUAAAUGGACAAAGAAGGAUGGACGGAUUUCUUUGGAGAGGAUGGCCCUCAACAAGAGAACGGCUACGAUUGUGGGACAUGCCGUAUUUACGGCGCCGAAUGAUCCUAGAGAUUACGGCGCAGGAGUUGCCCCUACAGAGAUUGUGACUCUUAUUUUAGGAUUAUUUUGG